Hibiscus syriacus is the source of this 439-nucleotide messenger RNA. RefSeq lists its product as uncharacterized. The coding region runs from base 46 to 351 and encodes 101 amino acids. The transcript has 2 exons. The record is from RefSeq and is a predicted model, not a curated record. Lineage: Eukaryota; Viridiplantae; Streptophyta; Magnoliopsida; Malvales; Malvaceae.
CAGUGCCAUUUCCAACGAGCCCAUUGGAGCUGAAAGUGAGAACAUAUGCCAGUGACCAUGGGAACCCUAAUGCCAGUUCCAGUCGUCCAACAACUAUUCAAAAUUGUCAACCAGACUUGUCCAAAUUCAUCCACCAAUUCCCUUUUCAAGAAAACACUGAGGGGACUUCACUGCAAAGGCCAUCAUCAUCAUCAGAAUCUGAUGUACCAGUUUAUAACAAGGGCUUCUUUAGCUUCUUAUUGCAACCAGAAGAUCUGCAAAGGGGUAGUACUUCGGCAGAAGCCUCGCUUUGUCUUAAACGGGAGGUUCGUUGUAAUGAAAAAACAGGAGAGUUUAUUGAUCUCAACCUAAAGCUCUGAACUGGUGCAUGUCUUGUAAUGACCUCUUUAAUUGGGGAAAUGUAGUGCUCAAAACAAUAUUAGAUUUAUAUAUUAUGCAA